GCCAAUCACCAACUGGAUGGGCAGAGGGUCUUUCGUCACCGGCGACUCGGGCUCCAACUGGUGUUCGUGUGAAAACACCCACUCCAUAAGGUAGUUGUAGAGCUUGUAUCUGAGGUAUAUGCUCUUGCCUCCCCUAGCUGCUGGUGUUUGAUUUUGCAUCUGCUCGUCGCCAGGUUCCAGGGAGCAUCUUUGCAUGGUAUCCCGGGCCAAGGGCCACCCGGCUUGAAAUAUGGCUGCCACCAGCGUCGGCCGAACCUGUCUUUACCGGCGAUCGUUCGUCCUCCUGGAAGCAUACCCUUUCCAGUCUACGGCUUGUCGCACCUCAUAUGGCCGCAUCUUGUUGCAGCAGAGGAGGAACUUCCGAACUACUCAGCGCAGAUGGAAAGCACAGAGAGGAGAUCAGAAAGAAAGCUUUGCGGCGCGACUAGGGAAAGCAUGGAGGGAGACAAAGAUCGAAUGGAAGCCAAUCCCCAUUGGUCUGGGAAUCGGGUUCCUGGGCUUGCUACAGUUUAUGCGCAUCCGCGCAAGAGAAGGUGGUGCACAGGAGGGUUCUUCUGAGACGGAUGGAGGCCGGCCACCAAAACGACAAAGGAUCUAUCCCAGCGGCGGUGGUUGGCAGGUGCAAAUAAUGUCCACAUUGCCGUUGAAGGCCAUCUCCAGGUUAUGGGGACGCUUCAAUGAGCUGACAAUACCAUAUUAUCUUCGUGUUCCGGGGUUCAAGCUGUACGGUUGGAUCUUUGGCGUCAACUUCAGCGAGAUUGGCGAGCCCGACCUUCACGCCUACCCCAACCUCGCUUCCUUUUUCUAUCGUGAGCUGAAACCCGGCAUUCGGCCAAUCGAUCCAAAUCCCAACGCCGUUGUGUCUCCGGCCGAUGCAACAGUGUUGCAGUUUGGGACCAUAGAGAAUGGCGAAGUUGAACAGGUCAAAGGCAUGACCUACAGCGUGGACGCCCUUCUGGGGAAAAUCGCCCCUACCUCGCCAAAUCCCCAAGCUCCUUCAAAUAUCUUCGGCUCUUCCAAGGAAAAGAUGACGCGUGCGUCAGAUGACCCAGAAGCCAAAUCAGUGUCAGCCGAGGAAGAAUUCGCCAAUGUCAACGGGAUUUCGUAUACUUUGCCGGACUUGUUGGCUGGCUCGGAACAUUCUCCCCAUUCCCAAACACAGGACGCAUCUACAAAAUCCAAACCCGCAUCCGAAGCGGCAGUAUCUGCAGAUCUCGCAUCAACGCAGCCUUGGUGGUCGCCUUUCUCUUCUCCUACCACAGACAAAAAGCUUUACUAUUGUGUGGUAUACCUGGCUCCCGGAGACUAUCAUCGCUUCCAUUCUCCUGUCAGCUGGGUCUGCAGUGCACGUCGACAUUUUGCCGGCGAAUUGUACUCUGUUUCACCUUACGUACAGCGCAUGCUACCAGGACUUUUUACCCUCAAUGAACGGGUGGUGCUCCUAGGCCGAUGGAAGUAUGGCUUCUUCAGCAUGACCCCGGUCGGUGCAACCAAUGUCGGCUCUAUUGUGAUCAACUUUGACAAGGAACUUCGCACAAACUCUCUGACGACAGACACUGAAGCUGACCGUCAAGCUGCCGCAGCUGCAGCGAGGGGCGAGCCUUAUGCCGGCUAUAGUGAAGCUACCUACGAAAACGCGAGCAAAAUCUUGGGUGGACAUGCGCUCAGGAGAGGCGAAGAGAUGGGAGGCUUCAAACUUGGUUCUAGUAUUGUCCUCGUGUUUGAGGCUCCUGCCGGUCAUAGAAAGAAGAUUUCUGCCAACGGCGAUGGGAGAGAAGAAGUGGCAGGCGGCUUCAAGUGGCUUAUCGAGAGAAACCAGAAGGUCAAGGUUGGUCAAGCUUUGGGCUAUGUAGCCGAUGAGGAGUGACACCAAUCGUAAUGUUUGAUUGUAUAUUACCUACUUUUGCGUGGUACCACUAUGUUGAUGUCGCCCGAAUAACAACUCUGCUACUUCUACAAUUUAUUGCUCUGAGGCCUACUACGCAUACCGAUUCACUUCAAUUCUUGAUAUCGAAGCGUGUAUCAGCAUCAUCCGCUUGGCCUCUCGUAGUAUCCGGGAUGCACUCUGCAAGCAAGAAGCGGAAAUUCUAGUUAGAAAUGGAUUGACUACCAACGCGUACAAACUGUCUUCAGGGCAACCGCCCGGCGCCCUGUGCCACUCACAUGGUGGCGGCGGCCCAGACCAAAACACCAACACACGCCAGCAACCCAACCACAACCACCAACAAGCCCACCCGCUCAACUGCUCGGGCCAGUUGAGCGUCCACUGGGUGGACUUGGGCGACAACACCGUCCUCCCGCCCCGAGAGCCACCUCGUCAACUCCGCCAUUGCCCCACUGGACAAGGCGCCCCCUUUGCCCAUGUCAUGGGCCAACACGAACCCACCGACCACGAAUGUGGCCAUGCAGACCACCAACAGCACCUUUCCAGCCUGGCGCUGGAUGUCGACGGAGCGAGCCUUGACGCCAGCGGCGCCGUUGACCAGGGCGGCAUGACUGAACUCGGUUCUGUCGUGGACAGAACACCACGCCUUCUCCAACCACCCCCCGGGCACCCGCAGCCGGAGGCUUUCGGGCACCCGGGGCACGCCGAGCCGCUCCGCAGUUAGCGGGAAAGUUGGGCAGUGAUUGCUUGCCGUCGGGAUCAAAAAAGAGGUGGAGGAGGCGGCGGCGCUGAAAGGCCCAUCAAAGAUACGUUGGACUGCUUCAGCUGAAGUGCUCGGUAAAGCUGAAAUCGAGAGGCGAUUCUCAUGAGUGCUCCGUUCGAAAUCUGGAAGAAUGCCCAAGGCUGGAGGAAACAAGGAGCUGGAAGCAAGAGCACUUGCUGUAUCUCGAGGGAACAAAGAGCUCGAUGCAACUCCUGAAGGUCGUUGAAAGGUGAGCUGGGCAGAAGAGGCUGUCGCCGAAGGGUUCGGGCUGGACAGAGACUGCACUGGGCGAGGCUGCUGGCACUGCUCAAGACCGUGAGUAGCACGGGCAGUGCGGCUCAUCAUCAAUCUGGUUG
Molecule: messenger RNA, 3004 nt
Organism: Exophiala dermatitidis NIH/UT8656
Lineage: Eukaryota; Fungi; Ascomycota; Eurotiomycetes; Chaetothyriales; Herpotrichiellaceae
Product: phosphatidylserine decarboxylase
Exons: 1
Coding region: 230-1867 (545 amino acids)
Biological process (GO): phosphatidylethanolamine biosynthetic process
Cellular component (GO): mitochondrion
Molecular function (GO): phosphatidylserine decarboxylase activity
Source: RefSeq, a predicted model, not a curated record